Molecule: messenger RNA, 1344 nt
Organism: Angiostrongylus costaricensis
Lineage: Eukaryota; Metazoa; Nematoda; Chromadorea; Rhabditida; Metastrongylidae
Source: the annotation of a GenBank genome assembly
AUGUGUGCUGUAAGACGACACAUUUGUAAUCCAUGCAAUUCCUUCCUUAUUUUACCUUUAUGCCUUCAGGGAGUAAAUCGUCAUUUGAUGUCAUGGAUAAAAUUAUGGGACGAAAGCGUUUUUAAGCGGAAGAUUGUAAAUAUGCCAAAAGUUGAGUCUGUUAAAGAGAAAGAUAUGCUAACAUUAGAAGCAGGAAAGCUGCGUAGGCCGACAUAUAAGUUAGCGUUGUUGUCUGGACCAGCUGGCUUGGGCAAGACGAUACUGGCAAAGGUUGUCGCGCAACAGGCUGGUGACAGCAGAAAUGUAUCCGACUUUGAAAAAGCAUCUACUUAUGAUAAAAUCCUUUCUUUCCGUCUAUUUCAGCAAUCUCGUCCUAACUGCUUGAUUUUUGAUGAAAUCGAUGGUGCUCCUGUAGAGUCACUUCGCUAUCUUGUCAAAGCAGUGAAUUCAACAGGAAAGAGAGCAGUGCGCCGCCCUAUCAUUUGCAUUUGUAAUAACUUGUAUACGUCUGCUAUGCGGGAGCUUCGUGCUGUUGCCUUAAAUAUUCAGCUUGUUCCCACUUCAGCAGAGCGACUUAUCCAGAGGUUGACAGUGAUUUCCAACGCUGAAAAUGUUCGAAUCAAUCGUUUCACUCUCCAGCGCCUUGUGGAGCUGUGCCAUUGUGAUGUUCGACUUGCUAUUAACACUUUACAACUUGUAUCGACACUUGCCAAGAAGGAAUGUCGCUACGCAUCACUUGAUGAUAUACAGAAAGUUAUUGAACGAGAAGAAAUCGGGUCGUUUUCGGUUUUCGAGGGUUUGUCAACAGUAUUGGAUUUCACGCAUCAUUUCGACAAGCAGGGCAUUUUGAUGUCAUUGCCAGAAAGGCUGCGAAUAGUUGAACGUGUUGCCUUAGAACGAGGUGAUGACCGUUUUGUGUCCGGUUUAUACGAGAGCUACAUAAGCAUAAAUCUGCCACUGAAGUCGAUUCGCUCAGGAGUUGAGGCUUUCGUGUUUUAUGAUCGCGUUAUGCUGGCGGUAUGUAAGUCUAGACAGAAUUAUGUUCUGAUGAAGUAUAUCAACGUAUUCUACAUGCUUCUUCACGCGGCUGUACUGAAGCUUCCUUACCUAGAGCAAACUGCAGUGCAAAGACGUCGUGAGUCUCAAGAAACUCUGGCAACUAUCCAGUGUGGUCUUUUGGGCAGGCAUUCUCCCACUGCACUUAUAUCUGACGUGCUUCCUUUACUGGUCCAGAUUGUUCAACCAUCUAUUAAAACGGCAACCAGAAAAACUCUGAAAAAUGGAAGUUAUGCUGGGGCCCGCGCAAGCAGUGAGGACGGGUCGUCCAAAUAUCCAUGUAUGUAA